Molecule: messenger RNA, 2128 nt
Organism: Phragmites australis (common reed)
Lineage: Eukaryota; Viridiplantae; Streptophyta; Magnoliopsida; Poales; Poaceae
Exons: 5
Coding region: 42-1730 (562 amino acids)
Biological process (GO): male meiosis II
Source: RefSeq, a predicted model, not a curated record
ACCAAACCGCACCGAAUCCUCCUGCGCGCAUCUCCGGAUCCAUGGGCUGCUUCCUCACCUGCUUCGGCGGCGACGGCGACCGGCGGCGUCGCCGCCGGAAGUUGCGGAGGCAGUCUCCGGCGAGGUCCCCGCCGCGACCGAAUCAUGUUGCCGGGGUCCAUGAGGCGUCGGUGGUGGUGAAGAAGGCGUCGCCGCCGUUGCACGGGGCGAAGCCUUCGACGCCGCUGUCGGCGGGUGUGGUGGUGGAGGAGGUGUCGCCGCCGCCGUUGCACGAGGGGAAGGUUUCGAUGCAGCUGUCGGCUGAUGUGGUGGUGAAGGAGACGCUGCCGUCGUUGCACGAGGCGAAGGCUUCGAUGCCGCCGUCGUUUGUGGAGGUCGUGGGUGAGGUGGUCGCCGAUGCAUGCCCCGGCAAGGAGCUCAGGAAUCAGAGUGAGCAGAAGGCGUCACCUGUGCGCUCUUUGCCGCUGGAGAAGCAAAUCGCACCACCACUCUCCCCGGUUAAAUGUUCUCCUGUGGUGUCAGCAGCUGUUUCCGCACCUGAUUCAGUGGAAUGUUCACCUGUGGUGGCAGCGGCUGUUUUCACACCUGAUUCAGUGAAAUGUUCUCCUGCUGCGGCAGCAGCUGUUUCCACUUCUGAUUCAGAGCUCAGGGAGGUGAAUGAGCAUGGAAGUCGCAGCAGUGGCAAGAAGAAAGUUACAUUCGACAUGCAUGCCACAACAUAUGAAAAUGCAGCAUUGCCUGAUCAAGAUGACGAACCACCUGAGGAUAUAGAUGAUGAAGAUGAAAAACAGGCACAUAAGACUGUGGUGCUCCCAGAGAAUCAUCGGUACCGGAAUUGCUCAGACAGCGAUGACGAUGUGGAAGAUGAGUACGCUGAGGAUGAUGUAUAUGGUGAUGACAGUGACGAAGAGGAGGAGGAUUUUGUGGACUGCAAGAUUGAUUUAUUGGAUGAGGAGGAAAUGGGCACUGAAGAAAACAAGCAGGAGUCUCAUGAGUCUCUAUUCUCACUGUCAAUGUCUAAUGAUCAGCAGAACGACCAAGAAGUUAUCAGUCCUGCACCCAAGAGCAGUGGUGGCUCUGUAGAGGAAGAAAGCCCUCUAAUUCGGAGAAACAAUCCCCGUGAUAGAAGUCAGUAUGUUCGUCCUGUGCUAAACCCAGUUCAGAAUUUGUCGCAGUGGAAGGAGGUUAAGAGCCUUAAGACCCAAGCAGUGCCAGAUAAAAAAUUGGACAAGGAGAAUGUAAACUCAGUGCUAGAUGUCGGUGCAAGCCCUGGCUCUAAGUUAUCAAGCCAGACAAAGAUAAGCCCUUGCAACACUAGCAAGAGGGGAGUUUCUGUUGACGCAAGCCUCUCUACCUGGUUGGUUUCUUCUGAAAACUCAACAGUGGACAAGGUGCAAAGUAAAUCUCCCUGUUCCGUCUCCUCAGUAAGCCGAGAGGAAAGACCUGUCUUGGGUGCUCUAACUGUUGAUGACCUUAAGCAAUCAUCAGCUGCAUCAUCUCCACGAAGGUCUCCAAGCCAUAACCGUGAGGGGGCACCGAUGUUGGGUACAGUAGGAAGUUACUGGAGUUGCACAAUGCAGGAUAAUGGGUACUGUUCGUCUAGAUCUGAUUCAGGAACUAAUGGAAUCCCCAAUACAACAAGCAAGUACAGAGAGGACAAAAGGGUGAACUGGCCAUCGACUCCCUUCAAUGUUAAGCUGGAUAGAGCUCUGAAGAAAACUUCUGCAUGAGUUGUCGCUAUUCAUUCAAGCCUUAGAGAGAUCGAGUCUUCGUUGAAUGUGUGGUUCCAAGAAAUUUCCCGCUCUAAGCACUGCUUCGCCAAUACGCUCUUUAUUCCUCUUUGUUUAUCCUUGUAUUUUUCGUGUGCGAAUGUUGCUGAAUUUUAUGUACAUUGGAGUGCUGCCCAUGCUGCCGGAUACAGAAGUGCUGGAAACUUGGGCUUGUUUGCGUCUGUAUAUUGCAAAUGAUUGUAACUUGUGUGACAAAAAAAAUAGUAUUUAGGUUUUGACCAUCUUUUUUGUGAUGGUGCUGAAUGUGCAUUUGGACACAUUCUCUACCUAUCUGCAAUUGUACUUCGGUUGAAAAUCUGAACUCUACAAAACAUUUUUAAUUUUUAUUUUGGAGCCAG